Talaromyces amestolkiae is the source of this 5274-nucleotide messenger RNA. RefSeq lists its product as uncharacterized. Bases 1 to 5274 code for a protein of 1757 amino acids. Gene Ontology annotation, cellular component: plasma membrane; microtubule organizing center. Gene Ontology annotation, biological process: signal transduction. The transcript is spliced from 6 exons. Lineage: Eukaryota; Fungi; Ascomycota; Eurotiomycetes; Eurotiales; Trichocomaceae. The record is from RefSeq and is a predicted model, not a curated record. Gene Ontology annotation, molecular function: GDP binding; GTPase activity; GTP binding.
AUGCAUGAAUAUGACCCUACGAUAGAGGACUCCUACUCCGUAACCCGCAACAUCGACGGCACCGAUUACUUCCUCUCCAUCACCGAUACCGCCGGUCAAGAAGAAUAUCGCGGGCUUUGGGCAGCAUCCAAUCUCAAAUCUGACGCUUUUUUGAUGGUAUACGACAUCACCCACCAGCCCAGCCUAGAAGCUUUGGACUAUUUCAUGGAUAUGAUUGAUAUCGAGGCCGAGCAACGGCUAGAAGAUAAUCAGCGCAUUAUGAAGGAAUUGGGGAGUGAGGCGCGUAAUCUUCAGGUCGGCAUGCCGCCGCCAGUCAAGAUUGUUGCUGGCAAUAAGUGUGAUCUCAAAGAUGCGAGAGCAAUAUCGGCUCGGGAUGGGUUGGAGUAUGCCCGGAAACAUGGAUGUGGAUUUAUGGAAACGAGUGCGAGGGAAAUAGUCAAUAUUGAGGAGACAUUUGCGCUCAUUGUUCGACGUGUGGUCGAGGCCCGAAGGCAACAUUACCAAUCCCAACAGCUGGAAGCCCGGAUGGGGUCGUCCACUGCGCGCACGCCUGCAUUGACUGUUAGCGAGCGGCAAGCGACCAACCCGCAACAAUCCAAAGAUGGCCAACGCCGACGCGGAGGGUUUCCUCUCUUCAGUGGUAGGAAGGACGCUUCGAAGCGCGUAUCUUUCGCGGCCGGCAGUAACAAAGAGGGAGGACUCCAGCAACGCGAUAUGGAGGGACAACAAACAGAGGAUCGUCAUCACGGCGACGAAGCUAUCAAAACAUCGCACGCAACGAAUACGCCUUCGAAUGCAGACAACGAUACUUCAUACGCCCAUGAUGAAAAUGAAGACUUCUCGCUUGAUCUGCCGCCAGCUCAUGACCAUAAUGCCGACGAUAGGACAGAGGACAACAUACUACACCAUUCGCUCGACAUUGAGGACGAUGACGCAGCCGAUGACGACCAUCGACAAAAUAACCAGACGAUCCUGGAAGAAAAAGAAAUGCAAAGAAAGCUUAUGGAUAUUGAGUCAAGCUUCCUACCGGAGCCGUCGACGAUCGAAAUGGCUGCUUCCGAAAACGCAGGCGUUGACGACACAUACCUCGUUGGGGUGCCGAGCAGAGACCAUGAACAAGACUCCUACAACCCGGACAUAUCUCAAAUACAGGAAGAGAACUCGAUUUCCGAAUUGCCUCAAAUAGUCACGCAUGAUGAGUCGGAUGACCCAGUUUACAACCCAACAGAUCCUACCACAACGCCGGCGACAAAUCGAGAGUCGGAACUCAACACGUCGGCAUUAGAAACAUUGACUUCGUCGCCCACUGCAGCCGCUGCGCAGCGAACAAUUUCUCGUGCUCUGUCUAACACGUCUAGAUAUACGCAAGAAGGCAGCACUUUUGCGGAAUCCGCCGACGUUCACCGGAGCUUGACGCCUAGAAAAAGUCGGCGUAACUUGUCGCCGGCUUUUUCUGACACGAGGCGAUCGCGGGAGGCAUUUGUGGAUAGCAAUGAAGACGAUAAGACCUCGGGACCUCAGUCGAAGCGCUCUCGCCCUAAAUAUCUGAGUAGUCGCCAAUCAUCGCAUCGAUUUUCUGCAUCGUCAAUCACGAGCACCAAUACAGACGCGACGAGUAGCGAUGCAACGCUAGGUGCGGACUACGCAUUACAAACAGGCGGAGCGGUAUCUUCGAGAGUAACAAGUAUGGGAAGGAAAGAUUUGUCGCGGACCAUUAGUCUAGGCAGCAUGGCUUCCGGUGUAUCGGCACUCAGCGAAGAAAAUGUUCUUGACCGACGUGUUCUUAGUGGUGCGACAGAUGGCGGUCUACACACCCUCGACGAAGAAGAUACGGGCUCCGUAGCUGCUUCGAGAGACACAGAAGAUAAUGCGCCGAUGACGCCAAGGGCUGGUUCUAGGGAUCUCACUUUGCCAACGGAUACAGUGGUUGCGCAGCAUGUGCAGGAUAUCCAGGUACCUGGUACUUUUGCUCGAGAUUUUCACGCCAAAUUUUCGACCAACAUAUCUCCUGACAAGCGAACUGGGGCACCAACGCCUGCUUUCGGACGAAGCGGCAAGAGCAUGACCCUGAAAGAGCAGAGUAGUACCAUCGACCGCUUAUCGAAGGAAAACUUCGACUUGAAGAUGAGAAUUCAUUUCUUGAAUGAGGCCUUGAAUAAAAGAUCCGAAGAAGGUAUCAAGGAAAUGAUCUCUGAAAACGUCGAGUUGAAGUCGGACAAGAUCAAACUUCAAAAGGAGAACCAAGGAAUGAAACGUACUAUUCGAAACCUGGAGAAGCAACUCAAAGAUAGCCAAUCUAAUAAAGGCGGUGCUGACACGGAAGGCGAGACGAGUGAGGAUGACAAGCGGAAUGAUUUAGAAGAAGAAGAGUUGAUAUUCCUCAGGGAGAGGAUCGAAACAUACGAGGUCGAGAUCGAGAGGUUACGGACUGAGAGUAUUGUACGGGAAAGCGAGAAGCGCCGACUGGCCGAAAUUGUCAAGUCUAUGGGCGAGAACAGGCCGGCUGAUUCGGAGGCUGGCGCAAGAGAGGAGAGAGAAAUGUGGAAAGACAUGCUUGACGCUGAAACAGCCGCUCGCGAGCAGGCUGAAGAUGAGAACCGCAAGCUGCGUGACGAUAUUCUGCGCAUGAGAGCAGAAGGUAAUGUCGCUGGCUCUGAAGCUGGAAGAUUCGGUCGAACCGGGCGCAAAGGCUCUUUCAUUUCGCAUUCCACGACAUCUGAUCAUGAUCGCCGACUGGCAGUCCCAAGCUCGACCAGCAGUACGCUUGUUGAAAUUGAGUUGCUAAAGAAAGAGAAUGCCGAAUUGCGCAGAGAAGUCAGUGUGCAAACGUCGAUGCUGACCUCUAGAAAUAGAGAGAAAGAGCGCUUGUACCAAGAAAUUGAAGAUCUCAAGCUUCAACGCCGCGAUGGCGGACGAUCCAUCGCCGGUGAUAGCAUCUUUGAGCGGUCAGCCUCGCGAGCUCACGCACGUUCUUCUUCUCGGGCGAGCAAUGGCACAAGAGAAUCUCGUAUGAGUGAUACCGAGCGCGAGUCACUGGAAGUACGCAAUGGUGAAUUACGCGAUCAAGUCUCGACUCUCAAGAUCGAGAACCAAGGACUCCGAAGCCAGCUGGAUGAAUAUACGGCCGAGCUCGAGGCUCUUGACAAGGCAUAUCAAGCUGAUGUAGACACAGCCGAAGAAGAAUUGCAAAUACUUCAGCAAGAGCGCGAUCAGGCUCUACAAGUGGCUGAAGAACGCGAAGCUGCGUUGCAAGAUCUCAAGGCAGAGGCACAGGAAGAGAUCGAUACACUCGGUGAUGAGCUUGAUCAGAAGGUUGAGGAGUGCAACCGGAUGGAGAUGACGCUUCGAAGUCAAGAAGAGAACCUCAGGACGUUGCAAGCUGAGAUGAGAUCUGCUAGCGAGGGUAUUCUCCGACUCGAAGAAGAUGCGCAGAGCAAUCUACGGAAAUUCAAGCAAGUGCAGCAGGAGCUAGAAGACUCGAACAGAGAGAUUGAAUCUUUGGAAAAGAAUCUCUUUGAGGCGAAUGGAAAAGUACAAAGGUUGACAGUCCAGAUUGAGUCUAGCCAGGGUGAAAUAACAUUCCUGCGCGAAGAGCAAGAUGCAGACAAGAUCCGUAUCAGUGAACUUGAUGCCGAACUCAAGGCAUACAGAAUUAACCUACAAGUCGAGAAGGAGAAGACGAAAGAACUAGAAACGCGACUCGCAGAAGAACGACACCAACGCGAAGUGGUCGGUAGCAAGGAGAAACAGGAAGUUCAGCGUAUCAUGAAUGACCUCAAUCGGGAAGCUUCAGCAGCCAAGGAUGAAAUCCGAAGACUGAAAAAGACGCUCUCUGCACGAGAGAUUGAUGCAGCGACAUGGAAAGAGCGACUCAUGGAGCUUGAGAACGGUUUACGGGAAGCCGUUGGAGACUUGAACGGUACUCGAUCUAGUCUCCUAAAUUCCGUCAUCAAGCUUCAGAAAGAGCUUGAAUCAAAGUCUCUUGACUUGGAAAGCACUAGGUCCAAGCUCGAUGAGAAAGAGUCACUGUUGCAGAGUCGUGAGGCACUGUUGGAGAGUCACGGAUUAGAGUCUCGCAAGCUUGGGGAUCUGCUGGAUCGAGAACGACAAGCUCGUCGCGCGGAUAAGCAUUCGUUUGACCAAGCCUUGAAGUCGCAGCAACAAGCGUCGCGAACGAUCUCUCAACACAAUUCCCGGAUCAGCGACUUAGAGUCGGCAAGAAGCCAAGACCGAAAGCGGUUUGCAAGUCUCGAACAACAAUUGAAGGAUCAACUCAGCGAGCGUAAUGCGCUGUACUUGACGCUCUGGAAGAGGCUUUCUGCAAUGUGUGGACCCGACUGGGCGCAUAGCAAUAGCCUGAUUAACGGCAAUCUUCCUAGUGUAGAGGUCAUUGGCAACAUACUCUUCUGGCCGGGUUUCAGUCGCAAUCUCCUUCUUUCAGUCAAGACUGUCGAGAACAUGCUCUCCGGAUUCAGGACUCGAAUUAGGCAAGUUGAACGUGACCUGACCAAGGAGUACCAGUCUCUGGAGCACAACUUUGGCGUUAGAGUCAAGAAACUCGAGCGUCUUGAAGAAGCUGUCCGGAAUAUUCGCAGUCAACAACGAGCUGCCGGUGUAUCGCCCGAAGUUACUAAACUUAAAGGCGAGGUUCGUUUCCUGAAAGCCGAACUAAAUUUGAUGCAAUCCAACCCUUCGUCUCGACGGACUGGCUCUAAUCUCAGCCAUGCUACCACCGCUGUAGAUCAGGAGCCCCUCGCUUCGCCCAUCAGCCGUACGCAGUCGACGCUUGUCCGCUCAGACUCGCGAGGCAAGAAAGGAACGCUCUCUCGCAGUCCAACCGGCAUGCCGCAACCGCCCACCACUCUUGUAGAAACAUCUUCAACAUCCUCGCACCGCAAACCCAACGAUUCUGAACAAGACAACGUCAUGAUCCAACGCCUACGCGAGCUAGAACGCAGACUCAAAAACGAGCGGGUGGCAAGACUAGCAGACCGCGACGGGGCCAGGAAAAGACUCGAGGAACGUGAUGCAGAAAACGAAGAACUGCGCGCAGAACUGGAGCGAGAGCGAAUGCGUAGGAGUACGCGGGGGACUUUGGAGCCUCCAUCUCUAGGUCGGGGAAAUAGUCAACGGAAAAAAUCGACGACGUUGGUGGUUGAUUCGGGACCGACUUCGUCUGGAGAGGAUGAUAAGCGUACUUCUGGGAGCGAUAACGAGGAUACGGAUGCUCAUAGUUCGUAUGGGGAGGGUAUCACAGUUGAUAUUGAGAUGUAA